Acanthosepion pharaonis is the source of this 1428-nucleotide messenger RNA. The record is from the annotation of a GenBank genome assembly. Lineage: Eukaryota; Metazoa; Mollusca; Cephalopoda; Sepiida; Sepiidae.
AUGUAUUUGUCUAUAGUAAAAGAAGUUCAGCCCAUCUAUCUCUCUAUCUAUAUAUCUACAGGUUCAAAGUUAAAUAGAUCUAUCUAUCUAUCUAUCUAUCUAUCUAUCUAUCUAUCUAUCUAUCUAUCUAUCUAUCUCACUAUGUUAAUAUCUAUCUAUCUAUCUAUUAGAUUAAAGUUAAAUAGAUCUAUCUAUCUAUCUAUCUAUCUAUCUAUCUAUCUAUCUAUUAAAUCAAAGUUAAAUAGAUUUAUCUAUCUAUCUAUCUAUCUAUCUAUCUAUCGAUUGGAUCAAACUCACUAUGUUAAUAUCUAUCUAUCUAUUACAUCAAAGUUAAAUAGAUCUAUCUAUCUAUCUAUCUAUCUAUCUAUCUAUCUGCACUUCCCUGUCGGUGCCUGGUUGAGUUUGCGCGUGUUUAAUAACACUAAUCAUACAUCGAAACGUUUUUCUUUCUUUUUCUUUCUUCCCGCCUUUAUAUCUUCUCGCCAUCUUUCUUUCUUUCUGUUUGAUUCCUUUACUCUUUCUUUCUUUCUUUCUUUCUUUCUUUCUUUUCGUUUGAUUCCUUUACCCUUUCUUUCUUUCUUUCUUUUCUCCUUCCCCUCAUUCUUUCUACUUUCUUUUAUUUUUUCUUUCUCUCUUUUCUUUUUUUCUCCCUCUCUUCCUGUCUUUUUUUCCUCUCAUUCUUUCUUCUUUCUUUCUUUCUUCCUCUUUUUCUUCAUUUCUCUGUUCAUUUUCCCCCGUCAUUUUUUUAUUACUUGCUUCUUACUUUCCUUUCUAUCUUCUCUUGUUCUUUCUUUCUUUCUUUCUUUCUUUCUUUCUUUCUUUCUUUCUUUCUUUCUUUCUUUCUCAUUUCCUUAUUUCCUCUCAUUCUCCCCCCUGCCUUCCUUAAUUUCUUUACUUUCUUCCUUCUUUUCCCUUUCUAUUCUUUCGUCUCUCUCUCUCUCCUUUCCUUCUUCCUUUCUCUCUCUCUGCGUUCCUUCCUCUCCUUCUUUAUACAUUCUUUCAUUUCUUCCUCCUUUUUCCUUCAUUUCACCCCCUCCCUUUCUGUUUACUUUUUUCUCCCUCUCAUUAUUUUUUCUUUCUUUCUCUUCUUCCACUUUCUCUUCUUUCUUUCCUUCAUUUUUUCCUUUCUCUUUUCUUUCUUUCCUUCAUUUUACUUCUCUCUUUUUCUUUCUUUCCUUCAUUUUUCCUCUCUCUUUUUCUUUCUUUCCUUCAUCUUUUUCCUCUCUCUUUUUCUUUCUUUCCUUCAUUUUUCCCCUGUCUCUUUUCUUUCUUUCCUUCAUUUCUUUUAUCUCGCUUCUUUCCUUCUUUACAUCUUUCUUCUUUUUUCUUUUCAUUUUUCGUCUCUCCCUUUCUUUCUUUCUUUAUUUCCUUCCUUUUUAUCUUUCAAUCUAUCUACAUGUCGUCCGCGUUUUGGCACAGUGUCUUUAA